AUGUCGAAAACCCGCCCUGCGCCAACUGGCCAGUUUGGGUGUGUCGAAAACUUUGAACCCCGCCCCCAAGGGUCUACCGUCGACUGGCGAGUCUGCCUGGUCGCGCCGUCGUGGUUAGGCUCCUGCCGCCGUCCCUCGCCGUCGACUGGCGAGCGCCGCCGCCCGUCUGUCUGGGCUGGCUGGCCGGCGCCCACCACCCCACCGCCGCCGCGGCUGAGAGGACCGCAGCCGCGCGCCGAGGCCACCGGCACGAGCGAAGGGGGACGCCAGGACGCUCCCGCCGUCGGGCCUUCCGCUUGGCCCGGGGCAUCACGCCUGGUCAUCCCACUCCCCGCUCGCCCGCUACGCCUGGCCCGCCGCCGCAGUCAACCUCCCAGCCGGGCGCCGCUGGCCCGGUGGCUUCUCGCCUCACUAUAUACUCUCCGACCCCAUUUGGGUGGGGAAAUGCCCAGCAAGCCUUAA
This is a messenger RNA of Penicillium daleae, 462 nucleotides long. RefSeq lists its product as uncharacterized. The transcript has a single exon. The record is from RefSeq and is a predicted model, not a curated record. The coding region runs from base 1 to 462 and encodes 153 amino acids. Lineage: Eukaryota; Fungi; Ascomycota; Eurotiomycetes; Eurotiales; Aspergillaceae.